Messenger RNA from Aquila chrysaetos chrysaetos, 2552 nucleotides. It is a transcript of the gene KAZALD1, whose product is annotated as Kazal type serine peptidase inhibitor domain 1. Gene Ontology annotation, cellular component: extracellular region. Bases 248 to 1144 code for a protein of 298 amino acids. Lineage: Eukaryota; Metazoa; Chordata; Aves; Accipitriformes; Accipitridae. Gene Ontology annotation, biological process: regulation of signal transduction; regulation of cell growth. The record is from RefSeq and is a predicted model, not a curated record. Gene Ontology annotation, molecular function: insulin-like growth factor binding. The transcript has 5 exons.
GAGGGGCGGGGGGGACUCACGUUUCGCUGACAUCACGGCGGGUGCCGGAGCAGCCGGGGGCCAGCAGCCCCGCCGCCACGGCCGCUGCGCACCCGCGCCUGCCCGCCCGCGCCCCCGAAACCGCCGCUCCCCGGCACCGGCACCUCCGGCCAGGAUGGCUCCUCAGAUCUAGCCAGGGAGGCCAGAGCAGUGCCGGAGAUCCCUGUCCAAGUGAUGGUGGGACCAGGAUAGAGGAGCUGCUGUGAGGAUGUCUGAAGCCAAGACCCUGAGCUCCUCUUGCCUCGUGCUUUCCUUGCUCUCCUUGCACUGGGCUUCGCUCCAGCUGGGCCAGGCUUUUCCCAGCACCUCCGACUACCUCCAGCGGGGCUGGCAGCGGCUGCUGGAGGAAGGAGAGGGCUGCGUCGAGUGCCGGCCGGAGGAGUGCCCAGCACCACGCGGGUGCCUGGCUGGCACGGUGCGGGAUGCCUGUGACUGCUGCUGGGAGUGUGCCAACCUGGAGGGACAGAUCUGCGACCUGGACAACACCAACCACUUCUAUGGCAAGUGCGGGGAGCACCUGGAGUGCCGGCUGGAUGCCGGGGACCUGCGGCACGGAGAGGUGCCCGAGCCCCAGUGCGCCUGCCUCUCCCACCUGGCCCUCUGUGGCUCCGAUGGCAAAACCUAUGCCCAGAUCUGCAGGUUCCUGGAGGUCGCCCGUGCCCACCCUGACGCCAACCUCACCGUGGACCACGAGGGUCCCUGCGAGUCAGAGCCCCAGAUCACCUCUCCUCCCUAUGACACAUGGAACAUCACUGGGCAGGAUGUCAUCUUCGGCUGCGAGGUCUUUGCCUAUCCCAUGGCGUCCAUCGAGUGGAGGAAGGAUGGCAUGGAGAUGCUGCUGCCUGGAGAUGACCCCCACAUCUCUGUCCAGUUCAGAGGUGGCCCCCAGAAAUAUGAAGUGACGGGCUGGCUCCAGAUCCAGGGUGUGCGGGUGACGGACGAAGGCACCUACCGCUGCUUUGCCAGGAACAGGGUCGGGGAGGUAGUGGCGUUAGCCAGCCUGACUGUCUUCACGCCCGAUCAGCUCAACGUGACGGGCUUUUCCCCGCCAAAGCCCCGCACGACGCCCGAGGACUACGGGGAGAGUGAGGAGGACUAUUACUAGCCUGGAGACGGGAUGUCCAGCUGCAGAGAUCACCUUGCCCACGGUGGCUGUUCCCGGGGGUUGGGGAUAUCACCGGAGCAAGCACCCCCAGCCCAAAACUCCUUCUCUGAACCGUCUUGGCACAGCAGCCUCUUUUUUGGGGUGGGGACAGGGUGACACAUCCCUUUGCUGGGGGGUGCUCGGGAAGGGGACGCUGGCUGGUUGGUGGCACAGGGCUGGGACUGGGGGUGGCUCUGCCUGGGGUGGGAUGGCUCUGUCCUCUGGCCGAGCAGUGAUGCGGUGGCAGGUGGGACGCUGCGGGGACAGCCACACCGCGUGUGAUGAGGACUUGGUGCUGGGGCUGGAGGCAGUCCCCCUGGGAGAGGGAGGCCAGGGCAGGGGCAUCUCUGCCCUGUGCGAAGCAUUUUGGGGAAGCCAGAGCGGAGGGCUGGAACCUGGCUGUGACACCCAGUGCAUUACCCCUGGGGCUGAUCAUAGAAUCAUAGAAUGGUUUGGGUUGAAAGGGACCUUAAAGAUCAUCUAGUUCCAACCCACCCUGCCAUGGGCAGGGACACCUUCCACUGGACCAGGUUGCUCAAAGCCCUAUCCAACCUGGCCUUGAACACUUCCACAAAUGGGGCAUCCGCAACCUCUCUGUGCAACCUGUUCCAGUGCCUCACCACCCUCAGGGGAUCUGCAUCCCCUGAGCACAGGGACAGCCAGGCUUCUCCCCAGGACCCAGGGAACCUGCUGCCAAAACCUCCUUCUCUUACGUUUUGUUUUUAACCAGAAAAGCAGUGAUUUGAGGAAACCAGACACUUGUGGUUUAGAGUGCUGUCUUUUCUCUGGCCCAACCGCCCAUGUGGUCAGAAACACUUUGUCCUUUUUGGACCAACUUUGUGCUUUCCCUUCCACAGAGCUCUUUACUUUGCCAUUUCAGUUAAAAUAUACACAUAGGUCAAAGCCUAUACAGACCAGUCGACUGUCCUGCAUCCACAAGGAUUAUUCUGGGGGUGAGGGAGGGUGCAAACACUGUGGAUGCUACCUUGUCCAUUGUGGGAGUGCUUGGGUUGAGGAGCCCUCCUGCCCAUCCCGGUGCUUACAGCUGGUCCUGGUGUGGGUCCUGCCCCUCUCAUCCCACAUAGGGAUGGGGGCCCCCAGCAGACCAGCUCUUGUUUCCACUGGAAAUGCUCCAUUUUUUAAUAAACCCCCACCUGCCUCUCAGAGCUGGUGAUUUAGAGCAAACUGUCAUUUUGGGGGAGUGUGGGAAGGAAGCCCAGAGCUGUGCUGUGUUGCCCCAUGCCUGUAGAGGGCUGGCAGGACCCUUUCCCACGGGCUUCCCGGGGCUGAGCUCACAGUCAAGGACUGCUUUGUCCCCCCCCAAACCAGCAACAUUUACAGGAUUUCUGGGACUUAAAACAUCCCCAUG